Molecule: messenger RNA, 3125 nt
Organism: Varroa destructor (honeybee mite)
Lineage: Eukaryota; Metazoa; Arthropoda; Arachnida; Mesostigmata; Varroidae
Product: potassium/sodium hyperpolarization-activated cyclic nucleotide-gated channel 2-like
Biological process (GO): regulation of membrane depolarization; potassium ion transmembrane transport; sodium ion transmembrane transport
Cellular component (GO): HCN channel complex; membrane
Molecular function (GO): voltage-gated potassium channel activity
Source: RefSeq, a predicted model, not a curated record
AUUGAAAAAGGCACUACAAGGACAAUGAACUGUAGACAAAGGGACGCCGUGCGGAUAGCACUAUGUCACAGAGUAAAAACGAUGCAACAGGUCCUAUGGUUAACGGUGUAGAAUAAGCUGGUUGUGGAGUUGUCUAUACGAACUUUGCCCUGGCAGGCAAAGCUAAUCGACAGCUGGACAUUAUACGCGGUAGAAGUAUGCUUCCAGCUGCAUUAGUACCCAAGACCACCCUGCCGGCGACUCCGAAGUGUUGCGGUCCCAUUGUUAUAAAUUUCAUCGGCGGCGCCAAUACACAUAACGGAAGCUAUAGCUAACCCGCAGGCUGAUUCUACAGUGCCGUUUCGCCUGUACGUCCGAUAAUCUUUACAAGCUACUUAGCGAUUAUCCGUGUAAAGAAAGAUACUAAACGGCAGUAAUCACGAGGGGUGACUGCAUGUUGGAAUGUAAUUUGUUACGUAUCGCUUUACGAAAGGGUAGCGCGCGUAACGGAACUGUGCAAUAGACCUGAACCACUGCGCGCGCUCGGCCAUGAAUGCUAACAAAAUAGGACUUACCAGCACACCAUACAAGCGUUAUAUGGUCAUGAACCGAGUCGAUUGUUGAUGAUUUCUGUUAGUACUGCAAGUAAAAUUAAAUCACCGUCCAAAGACCAAAACCCAUAAAAAAAAAUAACCAAAACAUACCAAAAUCUUCUAGCUUCAAAGCUCCCCUUUCGUGCGACGGUUAUUUCAUGGGAAUGAUUUGGCUGGAAAACACACUGCUACAGGACAAUGUGGAAUUAGCUGAUGUGGAACAAAGUGAUGACGGGCAAAAUAUUGUUUCAACGUACUUUAUAUUGUGACUCUUUCGUAGAAUCUUUGUUCAGUACUUUUUGGAGAGACGUAAAUGACUCCCGAUCCUAAGGACGGUAUACGUUCGGUGGACAGAACAACAAAUUGCAGGAAGCAACUAGUUGGAAGUAAUGAAGCAGCAGACGCGUAUUCUGUGCGUUCAACUAACCCAACAGAACAGGAUGAAUCGUCGUCGCCUCCUUCUCGAUCACGGCAGGCUGUUGUACAUUUUCCAUCACGUCCUGGUUUCGAAGAACAAAAAAGCUUUUGUAAAUUCGGCAUCGACCAGCCACUUGUGUUGGACUUCGUGCGAAAGGACGGACUCAGCCACAGCUGCUCCUGUCCGAGCGCCAUGGAUCGGACGGCGUUCACUAUUUCCAAUAAUGGUCCUGCGGCAAAGUUUGCCACCUUGGGAUCACCUUCGCAAGCGGGCUCACGCAGAGCCUCGUUGAUCUCAGAGGAGGAUAUAUUAAAACAGCGCUUAAUUCAAAAACAAUUUCGACAUUUCUUUCAAAAUUCAAGAUCCCGUAGGCAGUCCCUUAAGGCAAACGACCAGGCGCUUGUCGACCUACGAGAGUGGCAGCAGAAUCGCGGUGCGCAAUCCAAGUAUCGCUUUAUGAUACAUCCGCAGGGAAAAUUUAGGAUGCGCUGGGAGUUGGUGAUUGUCGUCCUUUCUGUAAUUAAUUGCCUUAUAAUACCUAUUAGCGUCGCGUAUUUUCGGCAUUUUGAACCGCUUUCCGUUAUGAUCUUCAAUCUUCUGUCAGAUAUAGUUUUCUGUAUUGACAUCGGGCUCAACUUCAUCACAGGCUAUGAAGACAAAGAAAACGUCCACUCGAUGGUUACUAUGGACCCGAUCAAAGUCCGGAAUCAUUAUUUGGCUGGAUGGUUCAUGGUCGAUUUCAUCAGUAGCUGCCCUGUCGACAAUUUAAUUCUUCCUUUUAUUCACUUAAACAGUACUGACAAACAUCUAUCCUCGUCGCGAACAGUAUAUAUCGCUAAGUUCUUAGCACUAUUACGGCUCCUUCGCAUAUGCCGACUGGUCCGCUAUCUGUCGCGGUGCCAGGAGUCGUUUUAUACAUCCUCUUCCUGGAUCUAUAUUCGUAUUUUGAACCUAUCACUACUAAUGCUGCUCGUUGCCCACUGGAAUGCCUGUCUGCAGUUUCUUGUCAAUUUCUGUCUCGGUUUCCCUGACCGAUGCUGGAUAGCACAAUCCAACCUUCAGGAUGCAGAGUGGUUUGAACAAUGGUGCUGGUCGCUAUUUAACUCAGUGUCCCAGAUGUUCUCCAUUUCAUAUGGAAGGGUGACACCAGAUACGCUUGUUGAUGUAUGGUUUACAAUGGUUGGGAUGCUCACCGGAGCAUCUGUGUACGCAUUGAUUCUCGCUAACAUUGCAACAAUGUGGCAACAUGCAGACGUAUCACGCAAACUGCACCGACACAAGAUGCGCGAAGUCGAGGACUACAUGUCGUUUCGUCGAUUUCCUCGAGAGUUGCGAACGCGUGUGCGAGAUUAUUUCGAACGAAGGUAUCGCGGUCAUGUGUUUAAUGAAGAUGAUAUUCUUGAGUCGAUGUCAGAUCCACUUCGAGAGAGCGUCAUGCUACACAACUGCCAUGCUACAAUCAGAAUGGUCCCGUUCUUUGCCACCGCCGAGCCUGCCUUUAUCAAUGAACUUGUCACCAAGCUCCGUUUCGAUUUUUACCAACCAGAAGAUGUCAUCGUCAGUGAAGGGACAAUUGGCACCAAAAUGUUUUUCCUUCAGACGGGGAAAGUAAGCGUGCUCAAUCAGGACGGGCGAUCAUUAGCAACACUUGAGGAUGGCUCGUACUUCGGCGAGUUGUGUCUUCUGAUUCAGUGUAAGAGAAACGCCAUUGUAAAAGCUAAAACGCACUGCAGUAUCUUCACACUCGGGUACGAGGAGUUCCAUGAGGUUCUUAGUCGUUUCCCACUGAUUCGUUCGGCUCUCGAGACACUCACAAAUGAUAUCCUGGAGACGCGCGAGCGUACCAUGUCUGCCAUUCAGGAUAACGAUGAAACGGUAGCUUCAUGGAGCGAAUUUGCGGCAAGAGCGUCAAAGGAAGAUCUUAGAAGGGUAGAAAUUGACAAAAUGUGUUCAGAUCAUUUUAAAGGAUCUUGAAUAAAAAUUUGACUUUUAAGGAAGACCUAGACAUGGAAAUCUACUAUGAGAAAGGAAAUGCGGCGCACUUAUAUAGGCUACCACAAACAGUUGUAUAUUAUACUAAUUCAAAACGCAAAUUCUGAAUGUCCUAAUAGAUCAAGUUAAAUAAAACGUACGGU